This is a messenger RNA of Parnassius mnemosyne (clouded apollo), 453 nucleotides long. NCBI's taxonomy places the organism in Eukaryota, Metazoa, Arthropoda, Insecta, Lepidoptera, Papilionidae. The record is from the annotation of a GenBank genome assembly.
AUGGCAUUUAGAAAUUGGGAUUUAUAUGAAUACCCUUUACUUCCUACAGCAACUAAGCAUUCCUGGUCUAUCAAGACUGCGUCACAAUUAGAGAAACCUCGAUAUGUAAUUUUUUGUUUACAAACAAACAAAAAAAAUCAAAAAAUUAAAGACUGUUCAGUAUUUGAUCACUGUGGAGUGAGAAAUGUGACAUUGUUUUUGAAUUCACAAUAUUACCCAUACGAGCCCUUAUGUUUAAAGUUUUCCGAAAACAAAUUUAAUAUAUUAUACGAAAUGUAUGUGAAAAUUCGCCAGUCGUACUACAACUGUCCCGCAGACGCAUUACUUGAUUUAAGUAGCUUUAAGGAGAAGGCUCCGCUAUUUGUGAUAGAUUGUUCAAGACAAAACGACACUCUAAAAACAGGACCCGUAGAUGUUCGUUUGGAGAUUGAAUGUACAACGGCAAUACUAUAG